AUGGUCAUUGAAGCUGCCAAUAAGAUGAUGAGGGACUUCUGGAAAGCUAAUGAAUUAUUGCCCACUAAUAUAGGAAUUGCGCUCCCUAAAUCUGCUACAAGGUGGAGUAAGCCACAUUUCGAGAAUGUGAAGUUAAACUACGAUGGGGCCUACUGUCGAAAAACAGGUAAAGCAGGCAUUGGUAUAAUCUGUAGAGACUCCUAUGGGCUGUUUAUGCGAGGGUGGUCAGAAGGUGUAGUGGCAUCUUCAGCGCUCCAUGCUGAAAUCUUGGCAAUGACUAAAGCUAUCUCACUCUCUGAAGAAUGGGGCUACUCGAAUGUCAUCUUAGAAGGUGAUUGUAAGGUGCUUGUUGAUGCUAUCUCUGCUCGAUCCCCAUCUUCUUGCCCUUGGCUGCUGCAGGGUCUAGUCAACGAUAUAAUAGAACAGAUUGCAUCACGAAGUACGCUGACUUGUUCUUUUAUUUCCCGUGCGGGAAACUGUGCCGCCGACUACUUGGCUGCUUCUGCUUCAAGGGAAGGGGGACCUCAUGGUCUGAUCCUUGUAUCUCCACCUCCUCUAGCUUCCAUAUUACUUCAUGAUGCAACUGACAUGCAUAAUCUUGGGAACGACCAGACCUCACAUGAAGCAGACAGGGAAGGCGUUGGCUGA
Messenger RNA from Neltuma alba, 648 nucleotides. RefSeq lists its product as uncharacterized. Bases 1 to 648 code for a protein of 215 amino acids. Gene Ontology annotation, molecular function: RNA-DNA hybrid ribonuclease activity; nucleic acid binding. The record is from RefSeq and is a predicted model, not a curated record. The transcript has a single exon. NCBI's taxonomy places the organism in Eukaryota, Viridiplantae, Streptophyta, Magnoliopsida, Fabales, Fabaceae.